AUGAUGUCAUGUUUCAUGUGGACCCCUGGUAGAGUAGCUGAUGCUUUGGCAGCGGCUAAUGGGGAUUCUAAUGAAUACCAAAUACAUGGACACAUCUGAAAUCAGGUUUCCUGAUGGGACUGAUAAAUGCAGAAAAUUGAAAAUCAAAAGAAGCGCUCUACCACAGCUACAGUACCAUCUUAAAUACGCAUAUUUGAUUCUGAGUUCGGACAUAUACCGUUUGCAUGUUAAAAAUAUUUCUACAAUGCAUACUUUCAGUUUUUCCGAACUCACUUGCGCAAAAGAAGGAUGCUAUCGCUGGCACAUGCGCAGAUCACAUACACCGCUAGUACUCUGAUUAAGGUACUAAUCAUUUGAAAGAUUGCUCAGAAAAUCUGGUGUUUUAAUCGGUGUAUGCUUACUUCGAUUAUGACCUUACGCCUACACAAAGGAAGCUAAGUCCCCAUUCAAAUUCAACCAAUCACUGAGUGUAAACAACAAAACAAACCACAUCCCCAGGGAAAGUAUAUAUUUAAAGUGCCUAAACUUUCCCUGUAUACUAAUUUACCUUAGUCAUGAGUCGUAAUUUACCUUAGUCAUGAGUUAAAUGAUCACCGCCUUUUUAUUUGCUAGAUAUCUAGCUUUCGGCCAAUCACAUAACAAGCUAUAUUUAAUGACAAAUAAAAUAGCUUUCUCACGAAAGCAGCUCUGACUGAGGCAAAGGAGGAUAGCCGUGUAUUUGCCUGUAUAGGUAUAAGGGGGUAUUUAAAUCAUGGUUACCCCAAUACCCUGGUUAUUACCACAAUCUCACACAUAACAUGCCAAUAGCAUAAUCUCAACCCAGUUAAAUUAAGUGAUAAUGUUUCCAUUAGUUUCUAACAGUGUAUAUAAGCUUAUAAAGCUAUAACAACAAAAAUGCAUUACAAAACUGCACAAUGUUUCAAUAUACUUCUGUAUGACAGAGCAUUCCUUUCUAUGUCUAUGGUAUAAACUGGAUCAUUGCCUGUUGCACGGGGAUAAACGAGUUACUAUGACGGAUAAACUGGCGCUCAAGGUUCAUGGAAGGUUGAGGGAUUUGUCGAUUGAAUGCACACACAACAAUGAAUUUGAACAGGCGAAGUCAACAGUCGUCUGUUUCCUGCCUGUAGCUGGGUCCUGUAUGGAAGCCCGUGCGAGGCUGUCCCGGAGACCCCGCGCUGCCUGCACCUCUCGUCUUGGUUGACAUGGACGAUGAAGAUGGCAGGUGCCUGCUAGAUGUCAUUUGUGACCCAGAAGCACUCAACGAUUUUCUUCAUGGAUUAGACACCCAUCUGGACACUGACGACCUAUUGGAUGGCUCGAGCGAUCCCACCAGCUCUUUCUUCUCUGGCGCUGGGUGCCACAUUCCAGAGGUCCUGCCCCCAGUCCAGCUGCCGUCCAAUGAGCAGCCAGUCUUGCCCCGGAUCAGUGUGGACCUGGACUUCCUGGAAGAUGAUGUCAUCCUGGGCGGGUCGCCGGGCGGUAGCGGUAGCAACACCAUGGAGCCAUGUGACAUCCUGCAGCAGAGCCUGGCGGAGGCUAACAUUACAGAGCAGAGCCUGCAGGAGGCUGAGGCAGAGCUGGACCUGGGCUCCUUCGACCUCACCAUGCCAGGCCUGACUCAGGUGGUCCAGACCCUGCCCUGUACAGACAGCCUGACUGGGCCUGGAGAGACCGCUGUGGGGGUGGGGCUCCCCAUCUUCCCUGGAGCUCCAGACUCCUCUGCCACCCCUCCCCAGGCCACAGCUGACAUGCUGGGCUCGGUGCUGGACCAACAGGGCCUGGAGUUUGGGCCCCAGGUCAUGAACAAGGCCCAGACCAUCAGUAUGCAGCCGUUCAUGCAGCAGGUGGCAGGCCUGGGUAACGUCACCCUUCAGCCAAUCACCUCCCUCCAGGCUCUACCAAACGGCUGUCAGUCAGGACACCUGGGACUGGGACAGAUACAGGUGAUGGGCCAGCCCACUGUGAUGACUAUGAACCAAUCAGGACAGCCCAUCCUGGCGAAGGGUAUGGGAGGAUACCAGCUGCACCAGCCUGGCCCCGAGGCACAGGGGGCAGGUGGGCAGGGCGGACUGGGAGGGGGACUUCUGAUCCAAGGGGGCAAAGCUACUCUGGGAUCUCCAGUUUUAAACGGCCCGGCGUUGUGCACUAACAGUAACACCAUCACUGCUGCUGGAAGCAUGGGUCAACAGAACCAUCCCCAAGGACAGGUCAUGCAGAACCUGAUCAUACAGCGAACCCCGACCCCCAUCCAGCCCAAACCCCCUCAGGGGGGCGCAGCCAUCCAGCCCAAACUGUUCAAACAGCAGCAGACCCACACCCUCCAGAACGAUGGCAACAAGGCUCUUGGGGGUCAGGUCCCUGUCUCCGCUGCCCAGAAUGUAGCCUUCCUGACAGGCAAGCCUGGCUCUAAUGUGGUCCUGACCUCUCAGGCAGGGGUUUCCCAGCAGGCACUGUUCAAACAGCAGACAGCUCACCACCCCUCUGGGAAAGCGCUCAGUGUCCAUCUGCUCAACCAGCCCGGCAGCAUCAUGCUGAGGGGGCAGAACCACCAGUUCCUCUUGCCGCAGCAGCUAGCCGGGGGUCAGAUCCUCACGCAGCACCCUGGGGGCCACAUCAUCACCUCCCGGGGGCCUGGGGGCCAGCUGAUAGCCAACCAGAUCCUGGCUCAGCACCAGAACAUCAACCUGGGCCAGGUGCUGACGUCUCAGGGCCACCCUCUGCUCCAGGGCCACCUCCAGCUGCAGCCGGGUCAGAUGGGGGUGGGACAUCAGCUCUUCCAGAUGCCUGUCACCCUCUCCCAGAGCCAGAGCCACCCAGUCACGGGCCACCAGGCCCACACAGUGAUCCAGGGCAUGCCCUUGCACAACUCCCUGGCCAUGCUGAGCCAGGUAGAAGGGUUGAGUCCUGCUGUCAGCCUGCAGCCCGCUCUGCAGCCACAGCCAGGGGGCGUUCCCAGCAGCGGGGUGGGUGGGGCUGCUGCCAUUGCACAGGGCCAGCCUGGGGGGAGUGUGCCGAUGCUGGGGAGUUGUACAGACCAAGCAGCCCACCCUGGACAAGCCCCUCAGCCCUCCUCCAUCCUCUCUAUGCAAGCUGGGCCCUCUGUCUCCAUGGCCAUGUCUGUCCCCUCCUCCUCUCCGGCCUUAUCUGUGUCCACCACACUGGUCCCACACCUAGCCCAGCAGCACAGCCCUGGGAGCAGGGUGCUCUUCACAGGCCAGCAGGGCUCCAGCAUGAUCCUCAGCCAGGAACAACUCCAGAUGUUCCUCCAGCAGGACCAGCGACAGACAGAGAAUGACCCCGUCCCCACUAUGUCAGUGGGCGUGCCAGCGUCCGUUAUCGUCAGCAGCAACAGCAGCUUUGGCCAAGCCUCCUCGGGCCAUGACAGCCAAUUAGCUGAGACAGCAGUGGUAAACCAGAUGCCCCAGGCGGGUGGCCAGCAGCAGCAACUGAAGCUCCAGAGCUCCUCCCAGCCCCUGGCCUCCCACACUGCCCUCCCUCUGUCGGACAGCCCCCAGCCCUCCCCUCUCCCCAUGCAUUCCCCCCAGUCCUGGCCACCUUCUCAACCCCAGACCCCCGCCCGAUCCUGUACCCCCUCCUCUCUUCCCCCAAUGUUCAUUAUCCAGAACCAGAUACCAGGCCCCUCCCAGCCUGCACUACUACAACAGCAGCAGCAACAACAGAUACACCUUCAGCCCCGGCCCCCCUCCCAGCCUGCUCUCUACCAAUCGGAUGUCCCCCCUCCCUCUCGCUCCCCCAAACCCCCCCACAUCCUCCAGGCCCCUCUGGCAGGGCUCCAGUUCACUGCUAGCCAGGUGGGGGACCCCGGGGGUGAGGUGUUGAAGACCCAGGUCUUAACAGCAGAGCGGCAGCACCGUCUGCAGCUGGUUGGUGCUCAGCCCUCUCCACAACAGAAACACCAGAUCCAACAGAACAUUCUACUACAGGCCAAACGGCAGCAGCAAAGCCAGCCCCAACCCCAACAACAUGGUGGUCAACAACAAGACGUGCCUGCUCCUCAGUCGUCUGUGCUGGUCAAGACUCCUGCCACAGCAUCCAAUGACGUGUUGUCAGGAGCUCAGGUGACCCAGGGGGGCGUGGCUCAAGCUAACCUUAACCAGUCAGCACACCAGCCUGGUCAACAGUCAGUACACCAGGCUGUGCAGGUGGGGGGGAUGGAGUCAGGUCUGGGUCAGAUGACCUCUACACAGCAGACUUUCAGCCCUGGUCUGGCCUCUCUACAAACACAGACUGCUGCUAUGAAGAUGCCUUUCAGUAUGGCUAAACCCAGCAAGGAAGCCAGGAUGUUGGAGCAGCUGAGGAAGCAGCAGGGCUCAGUCCUCCACCCAGACUACAGCUCUUCCUUCCAGUGCUUUGAAGACACUCUGACCCGCCUGGUGCCUUACCACCUCUACCAGGGCACUGCCACCACACCACACGACUACCACAGAGUGGAUGAUGAGUUUGAGAGGGUUUCCAGCCAGCUCCUGAAGAGAACGCAGGCUAUGCUGGAUAAAUACAGACACCUGCUUUUUGAGGAAUCAACGCGCCUUGGCCCGUCAGCUGAGAUGGUAAUGAUGGACAGGAUGUUUAUUCAAGAAGAGAAGAUCUCUCUGGGACAGGACCGCAUCCUCGCCAGAGACAGACCUGAGGAGUAUGUGGCCAACUCAAGGAUGAUGGAGAUUGAGAGUGGAGCUGCCAACAUGGCCCAGUCCAAGCCUCAGCCCCAGUCCCAGCCCCAUCCUGAGCCUCAGUUCCUGUCCCAGCCCCAUCCUGAGCCUCAGUUCCUGUCCCAGCCCCAUCCUGAGCCUCUGUCCCAGCCCCAUCCUCAGCCCCUGUCCCAGCCCCAUCCUCAGCCUCAGCCCCAGUGGUUUGAGCCCAGCACCGUAAGGAGUGGUGUUGCCCCUGAUCCAGCCCCAACACCGAUUCCGGCCCACUUCCCCUCCACCAAGCUGGUGAUAAAGCAGGGAGGAGCAGGGGCGUCUGUCUCCUGGUCCAGCUCCCCAGCUCCUGUGGCCAGGUCGGGGUCAGGGGUCAGACAGACAGCCGACACCCAGAGUCACAGCUCAUCCUUCAGCCGCGCUCCUCCACCUCCCUCCCGUCACUCACCCCACCACCCUUUCUCCUCCUCUCGUCCAGCUGAGGAUGGUGAUACUCUCCCCCGGAGGACCAGUAAACCCCCCAUGAAGACGUACGCCGCCCGCCCACGCAUCGGCUUGAAGCUCAAGAUCAAGCAGGAGGCGGGGUUUAGUAAGGUGGUGCAUAACACCGCCCUCGACCCGGUCCACACACCAUCCACACCCCACCCUAAGCCACAGCCACACCCUACCACCCAGCCCCACCCUACCACCCAGCCACACCCUACCACCCAGCCCCACCCUAAGCCACAGCCACACCCUACCACCCAGCCCCACCCUAAGCCACAGCCACACCCUACCACCCAGCCCCACCCGGCGCCUACACUCCCAACGACCCGGCCCCAACCGGCGCCUACACUCCCAACGACCCGGCCCCAACCGGCGCCGGCACUCCAUAAAGCCCAAACAGCAGCACUAGCCACGCCACCUUCUAUAACUGUCAUUAGGACUCCUCCCACUAGCUGUAACACAGCCUCCUCAGCAACGGUCUUCAUAGCAACCACACAGGCGACCCCCAGCCCACAGAGAGUCACAGCGCCUGCUUCCUCCUCCACGGCUCAGAUGAACGGAGCGUUAGAACAUCACAACGUGGGUGGAGUCAAGCGUAACCCCGCCUCCACGGCCACUUCCCCUCAGACCACCUGCCGCCUGCCUCUACGGAAGACUUACCGGGAGAACAUCAGCCCCCGCGUCCGACCGGGCGUACCGGGGGGAGGAGGAGACAGUGUCCCGUACCCCCGUCCCUCCCCCUCGCCCCCCAAUUCUCCCCCCCCACACUCCUCCCCCUCUCCCUCAGAGGGGACAGUGAUCGCCAGCUUGAAGCUGGAGAAGAGAGGAGGCAGCCCCAGGGAGGGGGGCUCCCACACAGAGCUCAGCCGGGAGGCCCUGAGGCUGGGGAACUCCUCCCCCUCCUCUCCUGGCCUAGUGCAGGGCAUCACAAACACCCAGCAGCAUCUCUCAGACAGAGAGGAGGAGGAGAGGGGGAGAGAAGGGGAUCAUUGGGACAGAGGGGCGGACAUGGGGAGGUAUAAGAGGGUGAGCAGUAAAAACCACCAGAGGUCAGGUGGCGGCGGGGGGGGUGAUACGUUCAGAAUGGACCAGCAUGCCCCUGGGCCCCCUUCCUCGCCGCCAGACACUUUUUGUUACAGAGACUCAUCACUUCCUGCAAAGCGCUGUAAGUCAGACUCUCCUGUCAUGGACAACGCCUCCUUCUCCUCCGGUUCCCCGCCACACGAUGAGUCUCUUAACGAGCACCUGCAGUGUGCCAUCGACACCAUCCUCAACUUGCAGGGCCAGGCCCAGGGGCCCACGCCGCGUGGGGCCAAAGGGGGCUCCGGCAGGCCACACCAGCGACCCGCGGCCCCCCAGCCCUCCUCACACACAUACAGACCCUCAGUCUCCUCUUCAUCUUCAUCCUCUCUGGCCCAUCACUCUCAGGUUGGAGGCAGAGGACUGGUGCCACAGACUCACAGCAGAUAACACACACAACAGUUGGGACUGAAGAGAGGAGAGAGGAUUAACUCUCUCACUGCUCUGACAAGCUCGGUUGGCCUUGUUUGUCCAUCUGAAUGUUGUUUACUUUACAAUGCUCACAGUCACUGGAUGGAUGGUGAUGACUUUCUCUGUAAAAAGGUAUGCUUUACUCUGUGGCAGUACCCUCUGCUCUCUCAACUACGCUCAAUCAUCAAUUUGAUUCAUUUGUCUCCAGUUUUUUUGUAUUAUUGAAGGUUUUCCUUUUUCAUUCCCGCUGUAUUCCAUUCUUUAGUCAUCAUGUUAUAGCUGCUGCCCGCCUGUCUGUAUAACCAAUAAGACCUGGGUCAUGUUCAGUAGGUAUAAAACAGGAGAAAACUACAGGAACUUGUCCAAUAAUAAGAGAUUUGUUUUUCUGUGACUAAAUGUUUUGCUACGGUUUGCUCUACUGAACAUAAUCAAGGCAAGACUGCAUAGAGCUCCCUAAAGCCUCUCUUCAGUAGGUAAACCACAGUGGAGAGGCUUGUGUUAGCUAUCUCAUCAUCAUUACAGCUCCACGUCUCUUUUUAUUCUGACUUCUAUCAUCACCACAAAUACACGUUCUGGUCCCAGCUGUUCAGUUCUUCUUAGCUAGAUGGUUAGGUUGUGUUUCUUUCAAAUACAUGUUGUAGUAUGGUUAAAUGUUGAGGUGGUUGACUGACUGGUGGCUGACCUUCUGGUUGACUGUUGAGGCUGCCGCUCUCUCUCGAAGAACCCUAUUACUGUAAUGACGAUGAGCUGUCAAUGAAACAUGUAAGUAUGAAAUCACCUUUACAUGUUAAAACAUGUCCUCUGGUUGUCCUGACCAUGGCUGACAUUCAGUAGGCUAGGAUGCAUUUCAGUUAACAUGGCCACAUUUAUCAAAUCUCUUAUUCUCUCCUUCGCCCCUCUCACUGUUCAUCCCAACAUCCUUAUCUUCAAAGCCUGUUGGACAAUUCAAACCCAAGAGCAACAGCAACAUGGACAAACCAACAAUAAUGUACAAAAAAAGAGAAUUUGAAGUAUAGUAUUAGAUUAAUUUUGUAUUGUAUUUAUUGUGUAUAAUGACACUUUUAAAUAAAUAAAUAAAACUGUAAAUUAAAUCUUUA
Molecule: messenger RNA, 7732 nt
Organism: Salvelinus sp. IW2-2015
Lineage: Eukaryota; Metazoa; Chordata; Actinopteri; Salmoniformes; Salmonidae
Source: RefSeq, a predicted model, not a curated record